Molecule: messenger RNA, 3348 nt
Organism: Cynara cardunculus var. scolymus (artichoke)
Lineage: Eukaryota; Viridiplantae; Streptophyta; Magnoliopsida; Asterales; Asteraceae
Exons: 4
Source: RefSeq, a predicted model, not a curated record
AUGAAUAAAGGGAAGCAUGUAGAGAGGAGGAAGGAUGCUGAAGGUUUUAUAAGAGUGGAGAAAAAGCAAUGGAGGCUGAAAGCUGGAAGUAACCCCAAGCUUUCUGUUCAAGGUAAGGAAAUUGUAUCUGGAAACAAUGCCAUUCUUCCGGGGCAUUUAAGAGCAAGUACAUCGAAUAGGGAUCAUGUGGAGAUGAGGAAUAAUGUUACUAAUGAAGUAGUUCAUCCUGGUGCGAAUGUGAAGAAUGCUACAAAGAUUUCAGGUAUGAAUUCUUUUUCUGUUGGUUCUGGGUCUUCUUCUCAUACGAUCCAUUCUUCCCAUUCUAUGGCUACGCCUACUCCUAUCAWUGAUUCAGUAGUCAAAAAAUUUCGUUUACCACGGAGGGGAGUUAUGUUAGAGCCUGUGAUAGACACUAACCGCUAUGGCGUUCUGAAGAAGUUAAGUGGGGAGGAAACUAUUGUGGAUCAUCAUUUGGUUAUGGAUACAGACCCUGUUGCGAACACUUUGAAUAUGGAUAGACGGGAGCAUGGGGAUUCCCUUGAAAGUGUGUGCUCAAAGCUUUUUGGCCGGUGGGCCUGGAUUACUAAUCAAGUUGCGUGUGUCUCGGGUACACGUAUAAUCCUUUCUUGGAAUUCGCGUAAAUUAGAUGUUAUGGUUAUGGAGACUCAUAAUCAAUUCCUGAACUGUAAAGUUUCUGUACGAGGUGGUCAAGACUUUUUCUUUUUUUCCAUGGUAUAUGGUGCAAAUGCUUGUAAUCGAAGAAGAGAAUUAUGGUCGGGGUUAAGGAAGUUUAAAGUCUUGAUUGGUGCAAAUCCUUGGAUAGUAAUGGGUGAUUUCAACACCAUGUUAUUUUCUCAUGAUGGGUUUGGUGGGUCUUCUCGCCGUAAUAUUGAUAUGUCUGAUUUUUUUGCGUGUGUCGAGGAUGUUGAAGUUUUUGAUUUGCAUUACUCUGGUGUUCACUUCUCUUGGAACCAAAAGCCGAAUUCUGAGGGGGGAAUCAUGCGUAAACUUGAUAGGGCUAUGGCUAAUGCAGAAUUCACUUCUAAAUUUCAUGAUGCUAAUGUUAAAUUUCUUCCUGCUGGACUUUUGGAUCAUUCUCCGGUGAUUAUUUCCUUCAAAGGAGGUUUACGGCAACCAAGGUAUGGGUUUAAAUUUGAUAUUUUCAUGGCUGAGCACCCGGCUUUCUUGCAAAUUGUUAAGGAGGAAUGGUCUCAUUAUGUUGAGGGGACUUUUAUGUAUCGGGUAACUUCCCACUUAAAAGCUCUUAAGGUCCCUCUUCGUCGCCUUCGUAAUACCUUUGGUAAUCUUGGGAAGAGGGUUGUUUUUUUAAAAACGGAGUUAGAUCGUGUUCAAUUGGAUUUUGAUAGAGAUCCGUCUAAUACUGAGAAGUAUGACUCUCCUGAUCCGGUUAUGCCUGAAGACUCUUUUACGAAAAAUCUCUCUAUUUUGGAGGCUAAUUAUAUGAUCCGGCCGAUUCUUUCUGAAGAAAUUAAAUCUGGUAUGUUUCAUAUUGGCAAUCAUAAAGCUCCUGGCUCUGAUAGGCUUUCUUCGAGAUUUUUUAAAGCAUCUUGGGACAUUGUUGGGCGUGAUGUGGAGCUUGCUAUCCAUAAUUUCUUUUAUCGAGGUAAUCUCCCGAGGGAAUUGAAUCACACGCUUAUUUGUCUUAUCCCUAAAUCUGUUAAUGCUUCUGAGGUUACGGAUUACCGGCCUAUAGCUUGCUGCAAUGUACUUUACAAAUGUAUUAAUAAAAUCAUUGUAAACAUAAUGAAGGAUUAUUUGGAUUCUUUAAUAGAUAAGGCCCAAUCAGCUUUUAUCCCUGGUCGAAAGAUUAAGGAUAAUAUUAUUAUGGCACAUGAGCUAGUUUCUGGAUAUCAGACUAAGAUUGGUCCUCUUAGAUGUGCUUUCAAGAUAUAUAUUAAAAAAGCUUAUGAUAUGGUGGAUUGGCGGUUCCUCGUUAUUAUGAUGCAGGGUUUGGGGUUCCAUCCAGUUAUGGUUAAGUGGAUACGGGAGAUGGUGUCUACUACUUCCUACUCUCUUGCGAUUAAUGGUGAAUCUUAUGGGUUUUUUCAUGGUGGUAGGGGUCUUCGGCAAGGGGAUACUUUAUCUCCAUAUCUUUUCACGAUCGUGAUGGAGGGAUUUUCUAUGAUCCUUAGGAAUUGUAUUCGGGAGGCUUCGGAUUUUGAGUACCAUCGGGGUUGUGAGGAGCUGGACUUGACUCACCUGUGUUUUGCUGAUAAUUUAUUUGUUUUUACUAAAGGUGAUGUCCAUUCGGUGGAGGUGCUUAAAAAGGCUCUUUCUCUCUUUCAACAACGGUCGAGUUUAGAACCAAGUCUUGUAAAGAGUGAGAUCUAUUUUGGGAAUGUGCCACCUAAUAUUAAGGAGGCUAUUCUGGCGUGUCUUCCUUUUAAGCUUGGAUGGUUUCCUGUCCGUUAUUUGGGUGUACCUUUAUCUCACGCUCGAUUGAAGAUCAGUGAUUAUCGGCCUUUGAUUGCUAAGGUUCAGGGUCGUAUUCUCAAUUGGAAGUCUAAGUUUCUAUCGUUUGGUGGACGUCGUCAACUUAUUAUAGCGGUCCUUCAAUCUCUUCAGUUGCAUUGGAUGUCCGUGUUCCUUUUUCCGUCUGGGAUAAUUCAUGAUCUUGAAUCGAUCUUCCGGAAGUUUCUUUGGGCGCCUAGGGACGAUCCUCGUGGGCGGUGUAGAGUAUCAUGGGAAGUGGUGUGUAGGUCGUUUGAAUCGGGGGGUCUUGGUAUUAAAAGGUUGGCGACCUGGAACAGGGCUUUACUAGCUAAACAUGUGUGGGAUAUUGUUCGCCAUCAUGAUUCUUUGUGGGUUCGUUGGGUUUAUCGGCAUAAUCUUCGUUCAUCCCAUUUUUGGUUGGUACGGAAAAAUUCUACUUGGUCAUGGGUCUUCCGUAAAUUGUUGUACUUACGUCCUCAACUGCGUCGGUAUUUCGUGUCCCGGAUUGGUGAUGGACGGGAUACAAAUGCUUGGGAGGAUUCUUGGCUUCCUUGUGGUCAGCUUUCGGGUUUUCUGUCCUAUCGGUUUAUCUAUUCUUGUGGGUUCUCUACUGGUACUACGCAGUGUCUUCCUACUCAAUACCGUUUGCUUUGGAAGGAUGAACCUCCUGACCUUGUGUGCUCACUAUGUGGUCAGAGUGUGGAUAGCCAUUCACAUUUAUUUUUCCAGUGUACUUUUGCUCGUGAAAUAUGGGAUACUAUAUUGCGUAUUGCGGACUUGAAGUCUAUACCUGCUGUGUGGAAACAAAUUUUGGGUACUAUUUCCUAUCGUCGUCCAAAGCGGUUAAAGCAGAAACUUGCGGUGGCGGCAUCUGUCAAUUUAUCUGGCAAGAAC